Molecule: messenger RNA, 528 nt
Organism: Penicillium samsonianum
Lineage: Eukaryota; Fungi; Ascomycota; Eurotiomycetes; Eurotiales; Aspergillaceae
Exons: 1
Coding region: 1-528 (175 amino acids)
Biological process (GO): protein phosphorylation
Molecular function (GO): protein kinase activity
Source: RefSeq, a predicted model, not a curated record
AUGAUUAAGCCCGAAGACAGGUUCUGCUCAAAGGGCCAGGGCUAUUUUGGCUCAAGGGAAAACCCCAAAACCGAAACCCACUGCAGCGUCUGGGACUGGGAUCAGCUACGAUUGAUGAAAGUUAAAGGAACUGUCAAACUUUUUCCACCUGAUGAAGGUGUUGAGAUCCCACAUGCAGUUCUUGCACAAUUCGCCGAUUACCUUUCGCCAGAAGUUCGUGCAAUCACAGUUGACAAUGACGAGCUUCUUACUGGAGUCUCGACAGAUCCGGAAGAGGACGAUACAUUCUUUGUUGGAUAUAUUCCCUUCCCAGAACUAGGGAUCAUGCAUCAAGAUAUUGCACCUCGAAAUUUGCUUGUCGAUCCCGAAACAGAGAAAAUACUUCUCUUCGAUUUUGACUGGGCCGCUAAUGGAAAGCAAUACCUACUAUAUGGUCGAGACGACGUGUCUAGUGUUGUUUCACACUAUACGAGAUCAUCACAAACAACACACAUUUUACGAGCAUUCCUUACUUGGAUCGAAACAUAG